Messenger RNA from Sporothrix brasiliensis 5110, 777 nucleotides. RefSeq names its product thioesterase family protein. Lineage: Eukaryota; Fungi; Ascomycota; Sordariomycetes; Ophiostomatales; Ophiostomataceae. The record is from RefSeq and is a predicted model, not a curated record. The transcript has 2 exons. The coding region runs from base 1 to 777 and encodes 258 amino acids.
AUGUCGACGCAACGCGCACUUUCUGUGACCCCAGAACCCAAGAAGCGCUCCCGCACCGUGCGUGCGUUUUUCUUCCUUGUCCGCGCCACGCUGUACCUAUUUGUCGGCCAGUUCGUCGGCUACAUUAUCGUCAGGCGAUACUAUGCGCCCAACGGCCCCGUCUACGAGCCCGAGUUUGAUAGCCUCGAGGACGAGCUCGCGGCCGAGCGCAUCGCCGAGUACCUCUUGGACCACCCCUUCGUCCAGAAGCUCAACGACGACCCCGACCUCAAACCCACCCACCCCCACUACAAGCUGCCGCACCUGUACCGCCACGGCAACCUGACGGCCGGCACGCUCGUCGGCCCCGACCUGAUGGCCGUCCCGCCGCUGACGUGGCAGGACGACCGCGGCGAGCGCCUCGUCAUGAUCAUGCACGUCGGCCGGGGGCUGUGCGGACACCCCAACAUUGUGCACGGCGGGUUCGUCGCCACCGUGCUCGACGAGUUCAUGGCGCGCUGCUGCUUCAAGGCGGUGCCGCACGGGAUUGCCAUGACGGCGCGGCUCAACAUUGACUACCGUGCACCGACCCUGGCGGGCACCUACGUGGUGCUGACGGCCGAGACGGUCGAGGUCGACCGGCGCAAGGCGGUGGUGCGGGGCCGGCUGCAGGUGCUGGGCGACCCGGCCGACCCCGACACAGAAACGGGGGCGCUGCUGGCCGAGGCGGAGGGCCUGUUUGUGAGCCCGCGGGAAGCCAAGGCCCUGUCGGCUGUGGCGAAGCUGGUGAACCGGUGA